AUGGCUUCAGAGAACCCCUCAUCAGAGCAACCAAAAAUCAAACUCUACUGGCUCAACCAAUCCCGCUCCCAGCGCAUCCUCUGGCUCCUAGAAGAAUUAAAACUAGACUACGAGCUAGAAAUCAUCCACAGACUUCCCUCCAAACAUGCACCUUCUGAACUGAAGAAAGUUCAUGCAUUGGGAAAAUCUCCCGUUCUUACUAUUCUCCCUCCUGGAGCUAAGGAACCGGUCGUUUUGGCUGAGAGUGCUUUUAUCAUCGAAUAUCUUCUCGACCACUUCACCCACGGAAGCACUCUCCUUCCCACGCGUUGGAAACCUGGUCAAGAAAAUACCCUCUGUGGCGAAACAGAGGAAUGGACUCGGUUCCGCUAUUACAUGCAUUAUGCCGAAGGAUCCCUGAUGCCAUACCUCGUCGUCUCACUCAUCAUGUCCUUGAUUGAUUCCCCAAACCUCCCCUUCUUCAUCCGUCCCAUCACCGGCAUGAUAACCGGCAAAGUCCUCUCCACAUUCCUCGAACCAAAUUUCAACACCCAUUUCACAUUUCUCAAUGAACAAAUCCAGACUUCCCCAUCCGAUGGAAAAUAUCUCUGUGGUGAGCAUCUUACCGGUGCAGAUAUACUCAUGUCAUUUCCACUUGUAGCUGCUAAAAAGCGUGCUGGAUUGACGGAGGAGAAAUUUCCGGAAUUGUUUGCGUAUAUUGAGAGAUUGGAAAAUGAAGAUGGCUAUAAGAAAGCUGUGGAGAAGAUUGUGGAGAUCGAGGGGGAAUUUCAGGCGGUUUAG
Molecule: messenger RNA, 780 nt
Organism: Sclerotinia sclerotiorum 1980 UF-70
Lineage: Eukaryota; Fungi; Ascomycota; Leotiomycetes; Helotiales; Sclerotiniaceae
Exons: 4
Coding region: 1-780 (259 amino acids)
Source: RefSeq, a predicted model, not a curated record